Messenger RNA from Dermatophagoides pteronyssinus (European house dust mite), 4303 nucleotides. It is a transcript of the gene sl, whose product is annotated as small wing phospholipase C gamma 1. Gene Ontology annotation, cellular component: ruffle membrane. Gene Ontology annotation, biological process: release of sequestered calcium ion into cytosol; phosphatidylinositol metabolic process; phosphatidylinositol-mediated signaling. Gene Ontology annotation, molecular function: phosphatidylinositol-4,5-bisphosphate phospholipase C activity; protein binding; calcium ion binding. NCBI's taxonomy places the organism in Eukaryota, Metazoa, Arthropoda, Arachnida, Sarcoptiformes, Pyroglyphidae. The record is from RefSeq and is a predicted model, not a curated record.
UUUAAUUUGUUUUUUUUUUGUUUUGGACAAACAUAUCUGUGAAUUUUUUCUGUGCCUUAAUGAAAUAAUGUAAAUUCAGUAUUUUUUUUUGUUUGUUUGUUGUGAAUAUCACUGACAUAUCAAAGAAAUGACAGCCAAAGAUUCAAAUCGAUUGGAAAUGAAUCCAAUGAUGACCAUCAAUGAUGAUUUGAUAAUUGAUAAUAAUCGAAAAAAUAUUAAUAAAGAAUUAGAACAUAUUAUUCAUCGUUUAGAACAAGGAACAAUAUUAACACAUUUUAAACGUAAAUGUCCAAAAAUUGAACGAAAAUAUUUUCGUCUACGAUUAGAUACACGACAAUUAUUAUGGUUUGAAUUAUCAUCCAAUCAAAAUGGUCCAUCAUCAUUGAUUCGUGGCAUUUUAGAUUUACGUGAUAUCAAAGAAAUUCGUUUAGGUUUAGCCAAAAUAUUCGAUAAUAAUGAUCAAUCAAUUUUGGAUUUAACAUCAUCAACAACAAAUGGUAGUAAUGAUAUUGUACGAAAAUGGGAACGAAAUCAAUGUUUUGUCAUUUAUUAUGGUUCGGGUUUUAAUUUGAAAACAUUAACAUGUGCUGCUGCAUCAUCCAUCGAAUGUGAACAAUGGAUUCGUGGUAUAAGAUUUUUAAUCAAUGAUUCAUUAAAUGCACCACAUGAACAACAAAUGGAUAUUUGGUUACGUAAAGAAAUUAGCAACACUGCAGAUACUAAUGAUCAAACAUCAUAUGAUGAAAUCAAAAUAAAAGAUCUUAAAUCAUUUUUACAUCGAAAUAGUUAUAAAAUAUCAUCACAACAAUUAAAGAAAUUUUUUUUAGAACUUGAUAUUAAUCGUUCAGGAUCAUUAUCAUGGCAAAAAUUUCGUCAAGCAUUUUAUGAACGUCUGUUGUUUGAUGAAAGAAUUUUAACGGAAUUAUUUAUCGAUUAUUUUGAGCAACCAGAAGAUGGUGAUGUUAAGACAAAAAACGACGAUUACAUUCAGUUAAAAAUCAAUGCUGAUAAUCUUUAUCGUUUUCUGAUUGAAGAACAACAUUCAUACGAUGAUGUUAACAAUGAUAAUGAUAAUCGAUUAAUCAAAACACUGUUACGUUCAUAUUUUUAUGAAAAUAAUAAUAAUUUACGUUUACAGAAUCCAUAUUUAAAUGCACAAGAAUUUAUUAGUUUUUUAUUCUGUAAAACAAAUGAACUAUGGGAUCAACAAAAACAUUCAAUAAUAACCGAUGAUAUGAAUCAACCAUUAACACAUUAUUGGAUUGCUUCAUCACAUAAUACUUAUUUGACUGGUGAUCAAGUUCGUUCAGAAAGUUCAAUUGAUUGUUAUGCACGUGCAUUACGUAUAGGUUGUCGUUGUAUUGAAAUUGAUUGUUGGGAUGGACCGGAUGGUAAACCUGUGAUAUAUCAUGGUCAUACAUUGACAUCAAAAAUUCGUUUUAUUGAUGUUAUUCAAACAAUCAAUGAACAUGCAUUCAUUACAAAUGAAUAUCCAAUAAUUUUAUCAAUUGAAAAUCAUUGUUCAUUACCACAACAGCGUUAUAUGGCAAAUAUUUUUCUUGAAAUAUUUGGUAAUAAACUUGUUACUGAACCAUUGGAUAAAAAUGGUCGUGAAAUGCCUUCACCAAAUCAAUUAAAACGAAAAAUUAUAAUUAAACAUAAAAAAUUACCCGAAUCAUCGACAAAUUUAGAUUCAACAUCGACGACAACAGCAACGAAUUCUAUUGAAACUACCAUUUCCACCGAUUUUGAUCCAACUAAUUCAAUCAAAAGUGGUAGACUUUAUAUUGAAUGUGAUAAUCCGGAUGAUGGAUUGAAAAAAUGGCGUCCAUUUUAUUUUAUACUUACACCGGCAAAUGUAUUACAUUAUUUUGAAGAAAAUUCAAUUACUAAUCAUGUUACAACGGGAAAUUUGAUCGAUUUAAAUUCUGGCGAUGAUGAUGAUAAUUUGAAUGAUAAUGAUGACGAUGAACAACCAUUAUUAUUACGGAAGAAUCAUGAACAUUAUGAUUAUCUAGUUGCAUUUGAUGGUCAAAAUAAUCAUGGUUAUUUAGCACAACUUUCAGUGGCUAAAUUAAAAUCACCCAGUGUUGAUGAAUUACAUUUUGAUGAAACAUGGUUUCAUGGUCAUUUACCUGGUGGUCGUCAACAAGCUGAACAAUUAAUUCAUUCAAUACAAACAAAAAUUGAUGGAUUAUUUUUAGUUCGUGAUUCAAGUACAUUUAUUGGUGAUUAUUCUCUAUCAUUUUUGUAUGAUGGUAAAGUACAUCAUUGUCGUAUUAAACAGAAACGUUUUGCAUAUGGAAAAGUAAAAUAUUAUCUAAUCGAAACGGUUAUGUUUGAAACACUUUAUUAUUUAGUUACUUAUUAUCAAUCAAAUCCAUUAAAAUCACCCGAAAUGACAGUAUUUUUAUCGGAACCAGUACCGCCAUCUAUUUCUUGUGAUGAUAAAGAAUGGUUUAAUCCAAAAAUUUGUAAAAUUGAUGCCGAAAAUUUAUUACAACGUGUAUGGUUUGAUGGUGCAUUUUUGGUACGUCGUAGUAGUGAACAAGAAGAUGGUAAAACAUUUUCCAUUUCGUUUCGUGCUGAAGGUAAAAUUAAACAUUGUCGUAUACGACGUGAAGGUCGUUUAUUUGUUAUUCAUCGAAAAAAAUUUGAAACACUUAGCCAUUUGAUUGCAUAUUAUCACCGUACACCAUUAUAUAAAAAUACUAUGCUUAAAAAAGCAAUAAAUCCGGAUAUUGUAAAGAAAAUUGGUCAUGAACCAUGUGAAACAGAAACCGGUUAUUUAGAUACAUUCCAAACAACCAUUCCAUCAUUUGAUGAUGAUAAUAAUCAAUUGAUCAAUAAUAAUCAUAAUAAUAAUAAUAAUCGACCAUUAAUAGUAAAAGCACUUUAUGAUUAUCAAGCACAACGUUUUGAUGAAUUAUCAUUUUGUAAACAUGCAAUUAUAACUAAUGUUUUAAAACAUGAAAGUGGUUGGUGGCGUGGUGAUUAUGGUGGUAAAAAACAACAUUGGUUUCCGGCAAAUUUUGUACAAGAAAUUGUUCAAUGUAAUAAUUUGGUUGAUCAUCAACGACCAACAUCAUUAACUAUCAAUGAUGAUAAUGGUAAUUAUCAACCAAUAACCAAGGGAUCAAUCCAUUUGAUUGGAGCAAAUAUUACAUCCAUAUCACAACAACAACAACAAGAAUCUCCUGUUUCAAAUUAUUUUCGAAUCGAUUUUUGUGAAUCAUCAUUGAAAAUUGGUAGUGAUAAUGAACAAGAAUUGAAUGAUUGGAUAAAAAAAUUACAAGAAAUUUCUAUUGCUAAUCGUAAAUCAUCUACCAAUGAUUAUGUAAUUGAAAAAAAUUUUCGUUUAGCACAUGAAUUAUCUGAUUUAAUAAUUUAUUGUCGUUCAGUACCAUUUGUACCGGAACGUAUUGGUAAUUAUACUGAAAUGAGUUCAUUAUCCGAAACAAAAAUUGAAAAAUGGUUAACACCGAACAUGUGCAAAACACUUUUGGCUUAUAAUAAAAAUCAAUUUACACGUGUUUAUCCAAAAGGUAGUCGUAUUGAUUCAUCAAAUUAUGAUCCAAUCAAAUUAUGGAAUUGUUCAAUACAAUUAGCUGCUUUAAAUUAUCAAACACCUGAUCGUUCAAUGCAAUUAAAUCAGGCAAAAUUUCAAUUAAUGAAUGGUGGUUGUGGUUAUAUUCUACGACCGGAAUUUAUGUUUCAAUCAACAUUUACACCAUAUGAUCCAAAUUGUUUAUCAAAAUUAUCUGUCGAUACAUGGAUCAUUAGUGUACGUAUAAUAUGUGCAAGACAUUUAACAAAAAAAUCUCGUGGUCGUGGUGGUGGUGUUAUUAGUCCAUUGAUUGAAGUUGAAAUAAUUGGUACUGAUUAUGAUUCGGCUAAAUGUAAAACAAUCACUAUAAAUGAUAAUGGCCUAAAUCCAUAUUGGAAUCAAUCAUUUGUAUUUUCUGUUCGUUGUCCACAAUUAUCAUUCAUACGUUUUAUUGUUUGUGAUGAAGAUGUAUUUGGUGAACCAACACAAAUUGGUCAUAAUACAUAUCCAUUAAUGGCCAUACGUCAAGGUUAUCGUUGUGUACGUAUUAAAAAUGAAUAUUCGGAAGAAUUAGAAAUGGCUGCCAUUUUAGUACAUAUCAAAAUCGAUAUACUUUCCACUAAUACAAAUAAAAAAAAGACCGUCCAUCAAAAUCAAAAUAAAUAAAUGAAGAAGAAUGAAGGGUUAAUUGCCUUUAUUUUUGUUAUCGAAAAAAAGUAUUGAAUAAAAUAAAGUAAACUAUAUCUUAACCAGUUA